GUUGGUUCACCAAACUCUCAGUCUUAAAAGUUUCGUCUCAGCACAGUUCAACAGCAGUCCUUGAGGAUCAGUUGUUGUUUUCUUUAGUAAAGGCUAUUUAUGUUCUGAUGGGUGAAAAACACUGCUUUAAAAAAAGAGAAACUUGGAAAAUGACAGGAGAUUUUUACAAAUGGAAAUGAGAAGGAUACUGCAAACGAGCAUGCUGUGGAUUUUAUGUUGUUUGGCUUUAGGUGCUGAACCUGUUUAACAUGACUCACAGAUCAUCAGCGUCAAAGAUUAGGACUGAUAACCAUUUGAGCAUAAAGGACUCGGAAUCCCUUGACGCCUACAUACAGAACACACUUUCAGCUCUUUACCCACCAUUUGAAGUCACUGCAGCCACUGUCCUGUGGCAACUGUUCCACGUGGUGGAGAAGUCAUACCGAGGGGACGGACUCCGCUGUCUGAUUGAUUUCCUGGUGCCGGCAAAGCGAAUCCUUCAGUGCAUUCAGCGGGACACGUGUGAUAAGUAUGCAGGACUCAUCUUCCGUCAUGAAGGCUGGCCAUUGUGUGUCCACGAGAAGGUGGUGGUGCAGUUAGCAUCACUCCAUAAGGUCCCUCUCAAGGCCGGAGACUUUUAUAUUCAGGUCGCACCACAAGGGAAUCAAUCUGCAAAAUUGGUGCUGAAGUGUCUUUCCAAAAAUGGGCAGUCAGUGGAAGAAGUUCUUGUUCCUGAGGAUGUCUAUGCAAACCUCUUCACUAUGGAAUUUCUGGAGAAUGUGAACCGUGAGCACAAGUGUUCCCUGCACAGUUGUCUCUUAACGAGUGGCACUGUUGUUCUCCGAGUGCACUGGAAGAACGUCAUUAACCCCGUGUUUGUCGAUAGGCCAAAAACCGCUCUGACUUAUGUACAUUCCGGUUCAGAUCACUAUGACCAGCUAGCACCUACCACAGAAAAGAUGCCACAAAUGACAGAAAGCAGCAACUUGCCAGACCACUGCAAUUCUACUGAGGCACUAGUUCCAGUGGAAAAAACAGCAAUGUUAGAAGGUAGAGUGAACUGUGGGAUUUGUCUCUCAGAAGAUGUGGCUUUUGAGACUAAUGUCAAACAGGAGACUUCCAAAGGCUCUGGGGAAAGAGACAGUUCAUUGUUUCCCCCAAGUUCAAAUAGCACUGAUGUAGUUCCUUUACCAAAUCUAGUUCGGCCCAGUCCUCUUACUGAUGAGGUCCCAACAGUUAACAAUGAAGUUCUGGUGGUUCCUAGCCCUGAGACCAGGAAUACUACAAAGGUUUUAACCUUUGCCACAGACUUAAGUAGUCCCUGUCAACGCAGGAAGCAGCACCGAGAUUCAAUGUACUUUGAAACAAGACGUCUGUUCAGAAAAUCAUACAUGGAAGCUUUGCAGAAUCCUAUGCAACUGGGCUUCAAUUCUGAGGUAUCCAUAGCAGAGGAAAUCAUGGAGCAUAAAACUGAGGUGAUCAAUAAUGGAAACUUAAGGAUAUUUACAAAAAGACCUGGUGAUAAACUGAGCCAAAAGCAUGGUCUACAUGCUAGUAGUUCUGAAAAUAAAGGAGGGAGUGAAGAGGCUAAAAGCACCCAGCACUGUCGAGACCCAGCUGGGCCUGUGAUGCUGCAGGAACGUUCUUCCAUUCCCAGCAGUCAAAUAUGUCGUAGAAGAUCCAAGUCUUUGGAUAUGGCCUACAAGAGCUUACAGGAGAAAGCAUUAAAGACAAGAUUCUCUUCCGGUGACUCCUCAAGAAAAAAAAUAUCAAAUGGUCACAUGGUAGAAAUGGAUAAGUUGAAUUCUGACACGUGUUUCACCAAUACAGGAAGCAGCUCCACUAACCCAGCAGGUCUCUCGCCGAGCUGUGUGACUGAGACAGGAAGGAGGGGCAGCUGCCAUGCCGUUUUAAACCAGAUGCUGGAACCUUCGGAGGCUCCUUCCUCACCAGAUUGUCCUCAGGCCACAGCGCAGGCUCAACGCAGUGGCCAAGCCUGCAACAGCUUCCCUGCUACAGCUGCCGAGGUAAACCUGGAUCUGCUGCAGUCAGGAAUCGCUCAGUUACCAGGGAACAGAGACAAAGCUGGUCGAGCUGUAAUCCAGAUUUGGACACACAACAUGAUCUGGUUGAAUCAAAGUUACCCCAGCACAGAGCUGACCAAUUUACUGGGGUAUUACUACACCAUUCCUAGGAAGGAAGUACGAGAACUUGGACUGACUGUGUUAGUGGACGCUCGCAGGUGUUCACCCCCUCCCACCCUCUUCAAAGCCUUAACUGCUCUGCAGGUUGCUAUUCCAAAUGCCAUAAAUUCAGUCUUGGUUUUGGUUGAUAGAGAGUCAACAUUCAGACCUGAAAGAGAUCCCCUUGUUCAGCAUGAAAUAGUGACUUCACUGAAGGGUUUGCACAGGCACAUCGAUGGCUGUCAACUGACACAGGAAUUUUCGGGAACCUUUCCUUAUGAUCAUAAUGACUGGAUCCGUUUCCAUAUGAAGUUGGAGCCUUUCAUGAAAAACUGCUGCAGGGCAUUGAUCUACUUGAAGAAUUCAAUCAACUCUCUGAACGUUAGCAGAAUGCCGUCCAGUACACAGGAAGCCAUUGAGCUCCUCAACCAACACACAAAGAUAAUGAAAUCUGUGCUGGAAGAUACCCGGCUGGUAGGAUUGCGUCUGGAAGGUGGGACUGUCCUUGCCAGGAUUAGGAAAGAUGAAUUCUGUGACACUGACGAUUACAGGAAUGCAAUGGAUGCAGUCACAGUGCUCUACAAUCAGGUGGAUGAAGAAGUCCAUAAGUUGGUCAAAUUAUCUAAUGAGUGCUUGCAACAUCUACAAGUCAUUCUAGGAUUGAGAACAUUUGAGGAAGAAAGUACCAAGAUAAAACAUUGGGCUGAUAGUGAGGGGGAAAAGCACUUUGUACAAAUGGACUAUUUGCCACAUUCUCUGGAAUCAUUGAAACAAAAGCAGGAAGAGUAUAAUGCCUUCUAUGGUCUGGCUAUGCAACAUUACAGAAGAGGGGUGCAACUGAUUAAAGAUGCUGGCCAUCUGAACAAUGAAUCACACAAUGAAUUGCUGCAUUUGGAAGAAACAGUCAAGGAAUUCAAGCAAUUUCUGAGUAACUUCAUCAGUAAACUAGAAAAGCAGAGAACAGAUUUGGAAAACAUAGUUAAUUUAUAUGAAUUUUAUGAGACAGCGGAUCAGUGGGUCUUGCACUGCAAUGAUCAUUUAAGACAAGUGAAACUAAAUGAGCAAAGCUCUUUGAUGGACACCACAGCCAUAGUCCAAAGUUUAGAAAGCUACCAUCAGGAGGCCACCAAGUUCAAUGCGGAAAACUUUCAGGCAAUGAAUGAAAUGGUUCAUAGGCUUGGCAGUGCCCGGGAGCUGAAGCAGUGGAACAUCCAGUGGAUGAAGUGCCAACAAACCAAGCAACUUUUGGAGGAGGUGUUGUCCGCAGCAGUCAGAAUCCAGGAGAAGCAGAGCAACAACCUGGCGACCACUGCAUCUAUUCACUCAGAGGACGAAGGGCCAAGGACAAGUGGUGAAUUUGACACAGAAGGAUCAGAUGAGCUCGGCGAGUCUCCAACUCCAAAAGCCGCCGAGGCUUUGCAGAACGGUGACUGGCCUGUCGACACGGUACACCAGCAAGAAGACAGCCAGGGUUUCAUGGCAACGGAUGGCUCCAUUGCAUCAGGUUACAAAGAGCUCUGCCAAGAUGUUGAACCCUUGCAUAAGUUCAGCACGACCCCUCCGUUCUCGGCACCUGCUUGUAGCAGGCUCCAAGAGGGCGAGUUCUUCUUCAAAGACAUUGACAGCUGCAUGGACAGCUCUUCCGUCACAUCCUGCCACUCGGAGCCCCCCCACUCACCGGGAUCCAGGUACAAGAAGCACCCUUUGAAAAAAAUCAUGAAGACUCAAGGCAUUGAGUUGCGGCAGAGGGAAAAUGGUUCAGCCGAGGUCAGCAGGCAUGGUAACACUGGAGUGUACAUCAAAGGGCUGGAAGUAGUCAGUAGUGUGGUGGCUGACAAAAACCGAAGGCCCAGGUCGGAGCUGAAAAGCCCUGUGUUGAUUAGGAGGCACAGCUUAUCAGCAUCUUCCAAGAUAAACCAUCCACAGGCACAGGAGGCAAAGAACACAGGCAGCAAGUUGCAGCACAUAAUGGAAGAAAUGAUCAGCACAGAGAGGGAGUAUGUUAAGUCCCUUGGAUAUAUCGUAGAGCACUACUUCCCAGAGAUGGAAAGAAUCGAUCUGCCUCAAGACCUGCGUAGAAAGCGUAACAUCAUAUUUGGGAAUCUAGAAAAGCUGUAUGAUUUUCACAGUCAGCACUUUCUGAAGGAACUUGAGCACUGUGCAAACAGUCCACUUCAAGUCAGCCAUUGCUUCCUCAGACAUGAAGAGCAAUUUGGGAUGUAUGCACUAUACAGUAUGAACAAACCACGGUCUGACAAUCUUCUCUCGAGUCAUGGAAACACUUUCUUUAAAAAUAAGCAGCUGGCACUUGGUGAUAAGAUGGACUUGGCUUCCUACCUUUUGAAACCCAUCCAGCGGAUGAGCAAAUAUGCAUUGCUGCUGAAAGAUAUGAUCAAGGAGUGCUGCAAAGCACAGGAACAGGAGCUCAAUGAUCUGCAAGCAGCUGAGGAAAUGGUUAAGUUCCAGCUUCGACAUGGGAAUGACUUGCUGGCAAUGGAUGCCAUUCGUGGAUGCGAUGUGAAUCUCAAAGAACAAGGACAGCUUAUGUGUCAGGAGGAAUUUGUCAUUUGGUGUGGACGCAAAAAAUAUCUGAGACAUAUCUUCCUCUUUGAGGACCUCAUCCUCUUUAGCAAAACAAAAAAAAUUGAAGGAGGAUAUGACAUCUAUGUUUACAAGCUGUCAUUUAAGACUGCUGAGAUUGGAAUGACUGAAAAUGUUGGAGAAAGUGGGCUGCGUUUCGAGAUCUGGUUCAGGAGAAGGAAAUCUCAGGACACUUAUAUCUUUCAGGCCAGCUCUUCUGAAGUCAAAUUAACUUGGACAAAUAUUAUAGGCAAAAUCCUGUGGCGGCAAGCCCUCAGAAACCGAGAGAUGAGGAUGCAGGAGAUGGUAUCCAUGGGGAUAGGCAACAAACCAUUUAUGGACAUCAAGCCCAGUGACGCUGCAAUCAGUGAUCGUGCAAUUGAUUAUAUCAUGAAGGGUGGAGAAACUCGUACAAGAGCAUCUAUUGCUGUGUCUUCAUUUGACCACUCAAUGUCCUUCAAGAGGCCUCAUUCCACCAUAUCCAACAGCAGUACCUCUUCUUCAAGCAGUCAGUCAUCUUCAUCCAUUCUGGGGACUCUCAAUCUUCAUGUGUAUUCAAAUCCAGUACAUGCUGGUCUGCAUUUGACACCCUUCAACCAGUGGACCUAUGACAUUGGUACGUGUAUCGAAGAAGAUGAGUUGGAACAAGAUACUGGAAGCCAACCCUCUAUAGUCACAGAAAGCUCGGAGACCUCUUCACAAUGCACUUCUGCAGAAAGCAUCAGUGGCUCAACUCUCAACUAUGUGUCUCAGUUUUCCACAGAGACGUUUUCUGAUGAAGCAUCUAAUCCUGACUCUAAUAAGCCUUGCAAUUAUUCAUCCCCAAAUCUUUCUCCAAAGAUGCAGAUAGCUAAGCAGGCACGAAACCAAUACAUAACUGCAUGUAAAGUCUCACAUGUAACAUUAGGCUUCUCAACACUGGUUUGCAAAGAUAGUUCACUCUGAAUGGAAAAUUCAACAUAGUCAGUGAAGAAAGUCAUUGUCACCUCUGAGGUAUUGGACUGCUACAAUAUUAUUGCUGGAAUCGAUUUGCUAACAACUCACACAGCACCAGAUAUAUCAAUCUCAAAAUCCAAAAUAGAAUGAAUAAAUCAGCUAACGUUCAUGAGCAUUUGGAUAAAUGAAAAGGACAGUGGGAUAUGCCUUUUUGCAUUAAAAAGGACAUUAAAACAUACCCAAGUGAUAAAUGGGAAGUAACUAGAGUAUAUGUACUGUACAUACGUAGAGUAUUGUUAGUUUUUUAUAUAGCAUAUUUUUAAAUUUUUAUAUUUCAUACUGUAAAUAAUGAGUCUUUGCUGUGUGACCUAUAUUUUGUGCAAUUUAUAGUGGCUGUAACUUUGGAACUGCAACACUGUAGAUAUAGAUUAAUUCUUUACCACAGCUAGUGUAUAAAUCAAAUUGUCUAGGAGUGUUAUAUUUGUGUAAAUAUUUAUUUUUAAUGGAUGACGUUAUCUUUUUCACCAAAAUUCAUGACCACUAUGUCUCUAUCCUUCUCAGCUAUACAGACUUUAUACGUGGUUUGAAACUUUGCUGCAGGUUAUCUUUUAUUUCUUUCAUUUUCCAGCAAGUAGGCAGUGUGGUGGCAUUUGAGCUGAGCAGCUUAUAGUGUCUACCAUUUUGACUGGACACUGUUGCAGUGAACAAUCUUUGAAAAGCCGUUGCUUCCAUGUAGUGGUAGACAAUUAUAAACAAGUGAUAUGAUUGACCAAAAGAUCCGUUUUUAGUAUAUUUUUAAUAAGCCAGCAGAUCAGAAACUAAGACAUGUCUUGGUCCUGUUUGCUUCUGUCCCACUUGUUAAUGUCUUGCAGUAAGUGUUUUAUUGCACAAAAUACAAAUUCUUUUUGUGUAAGUUUUCCAUUGUCUUAAAAAACAUUACAUUUUUUCCAUUAAUAUUCUGAACAAAAAUCCUACCCUUAUAAAUUUGAUCACGUACAAUAUGUUUAAAACAAGUGCAUAAACUCAGACAUAUGGCCAUUGAUUCAUCUACUGAUUAUGAUUCCUUGCUUGAAUAUAUCAAUCUUAUUUUAUUAACUAAAAUUGGUAGCAAAUAA
This is a messenger RNA of Mobula hypostoma (lesser devil ray), 6793 nucleotides long. RefSeq lists its product as uncharacterized. Bases 249 to 5687 code for a protein of 1812 amino acids. The record is from RefSeq and is a predicted model, not a curated record. The transcript is spliced from 24 exons. Gene Ontology annotation, molecular function: guanyl-nucleotide exchange factor activity. Lineage: Eukaryota; Metazoa; Chordata; Chondrichthyes; Myliobatiformes; Myliobatidae.